This is a messenger RNA of Oreochromis niloticus (Nile tilapia), 2445 nucleotides long. RefSeq names its product wiskott-Aldrich syndrome protein family member 2. Bases 402 to 797 code for a protein of 131 amino acids. The transcript is spliced from 2 exons. The record is from RefSeq and is a predicted model, not a curated record. NCBI's taxonomy places the organism in Eukaryota, Metazoa, Chordata, Actinopteri, Cichliformes, Cichlidae. Gene Ontology annotation, biological process: cell differentiation.
UCCGUUUUCUGAAGAGCUCCGGUCCUUGUUUUGUGACAGGCCGCUCUCUCCGGAGGGAGGCAGGUAAACUCUCUGUGCUUCUUUCUGGCUCCGGCUCCACUCGCUACAGGUGGUUGUAGUAUUUUCCGGGUUUUUAUUUGUACUUUUUCCUACUUUUCCUUGUGAUUUUUUUUCUUUCCAGCCUGCACUGUGUCUGGUUGAAUUUGAAUAGACUUUAGGAGGCAACGUCUGCAGUGUACAGCAGCACAAAGUCCCCAUGCUUUGAAAAUCAGAAUAUGGCGGGAUUCAAGGAUUAUUCCUCAACCGCGGGGAGGGAGUUGGUGUUGGGUUUGUUUUAAAGCUUUGUUUUUCUCGGCGUGAACACUUUUCGGUCCCGCUGGAGUUAUUGGUAUGAAAUAAAUAUGCCCUUUCACCAGAGGACUAUCGAGCCCCGCCGUGUGAGCAGGCUAUCGGCGAAGAAGGAUGGCUGGAAACCGAGGGAGGAAGCCGGCAAACGCAAACUGCGAAAACCCGUUUUGUUCUCAUCGCUGGAUGAGGUUGGCUGUCAUACGCUGACUAACGUAAUACAUCAACUUUCCGACCUUUCCCGACAUGCCAGCGACAUCUUCCUGGGCAUCGAGAUGGAGGCGGGGAUGGUGUUUAGAAGAUCCUGCAGGAUCGAGGGGCGCCUGCAAAUUCUGCAGGAUGAAGUCCACAAGCUUGAUCCCAAGAAAAUCAAAAUCCGUUCAAAAGUGACUGCAGAGAAAAUGAUAAGCCGAACAGGCAGACAGAUCCCAGACAGAGGUGGAUGGGUGUAGGGGUGCCCAAUACAUGACAGCAACCAGUCCCUGUCAUGACUCGACUGCUCCCAUUUUCUGUACCUGUUGGAAGUUUUGAUGCGGUUUUAGGCGGGACUGGGAGCUCUUUCUGAAAGGGUUUGUCUCAUUUAAAGACCUGAUUCAUCGGAAGCCGAAGACGAGGUGUGAGAGAGUAGGCAGGAAUGCGGUGUGUUAUGUUGCGAUCUGCAGUUCCCACACACCCUCAAGGCCGUGUGUUAGGUUUACGGAAGCGCUGAGUCUAGAUUUAUUACAACGCAGACACUGAAGCUCAACGCCAGCUUUUUCCACACAUGGAAACACCUGCAUUUUUUUUUGAAAGUGCCCUCCAGCGUCAAUCCAUGAAAAGAGUCCUUGAUUUGAAUAUGCCAGAACACCUGGCAGAGUUACUUUGAAUUUGGUAUUUGAAUAAAAGUUACUGUGUCAUGCACAUGACUCCAGGAAACAAAGCAUUCUUUGCCAUGUUGUGCUAUUUUACAGCUGUUUCUCACUGGUUUACAAAGUGAGGAGCGGCUGUUAAAUGACAGUGUUUAGAGUUGGUGUUUACCUCAAAUCCUUGAUGAGACAUAAUGGUAUGUUGCUUGUUGGGUAGUGCUGACUACCCAACCCUGAGGAAUGCACUGUAUUACAUAAAUUUACCAGCCUGCUUGUAAAUAUCUGCGGCUGGUCACCCUGUUGUCUUCUGCUUCUGUGGCUCAGGGUUCCUACCCUAACCUCAGAGCUCAGAGUCGGAUCAUGUUACUGGUGAGGGGCAAGAAGAGGGGCUUCUGGAAGACUGACAUUGAAAGAAGGGCGUAGUAAGAGUGUGUGUUCGUGCACUCCUACCUCUACACUCAAUGUAAUCAGUGGCAGUUUGAACAUAGACAUGAUAGGAAAAUGGGAUUUCCUCAUUGUGUGUAUUUUGUCUGCUUUAUUCCACUGUUAAUCCAUCUGUUCUGAAGGAGCGGGCCCCAGAGCAAAGGUCACAGGUCAUCCUCUUGUGCCUCAGCGGGGAACACCUGACACUCAGAGUCAAGAGUUUAAACAAAGUCUAGUUUGGUUAGCUUGGAUUUCUGCAGGCUGCCAACAACGGCCACUCCUGCUAAGUUUGGCACAUGGAUCUCGUUUGCUCCACCCUGGUGUAUUACUUGUAUUAAGUGCAAUUGUAUUAAUAAUAUUAAUAAAGCUAAUGCCAUGGAUACUAGAAAUAAAACCAGUUUCAAGUCCCUUAACCAUGCUGUUUGUUCCAGAUGAAGAUGUAUUAUUAUGCUUUUACUAAUCCAAACAUCUAUCUCCCUAGCUUUCUCAUCAAUACUUGAUUUUUUUGGAGCUCAUGCUGAUACACAGACUCAUAAAUACAGUUCAAGUCAGACACCGUUCAUUGACCGUAUCCCUCCACUACCUAUUUCCUGUCAUUUCUCCCCCUUCAUCUCUACAACCCAUCUUUUGUUCCUCAUGAGAAAAGUUCGACCUUGAGAACCACGCCAGGCUCUGCUUCCCCCAGAGGUCCGCGCACCUCUGUACACCGAGUAGCCGGAGAGCUUCUCUGCGAUGUCACAAGCUUGACUUUUACUUGAAGUAUGGAUUUAGCUAUACAUUAAAAACGUAUUCUUUUCUGCCAAAUAUAACUCUGUGUUGAUUUGGGAGUAUG